AUGACGAGACUCAAGUCGCAUCAUAUCCGAUCGCUUGGUAGAUACGUGCGCAGCUUGGAACGAAGAGUCAAGGAGCUUGAGGAGCAGCUUGUCGUUUCAUUAACUCCACAAACCUCACAGGACAAUCUGGUAUAUUCUUGGAGCGAUGAUACGCACAUUCCUCUAGGAGAUGAGUUCCUUCACUCUGAUGGCAAUGGAAACCACAUGUCCCUGCGACAUGGGAAGAAUACGGUCUCAGAAUUUGCUGCUCUACCCUCUCCCAAGCACCUCAUUACAGGGCCAAGAUCUGAAGAUUUGGCCGAGGAGUUGAGGCUCCUGUCCCUAGAGGCAGCAGCAGAGAGAUACUUAGGACCUUCUUCAGGGCUUUCCCUAGCGAAGCUCACUCAAACGGUUCUUCAGCGUCUAUCGCCGGACCAAGAUGGGUUCAUGUUUGACGAGGAGAUCAAUGGGAACCAACACCAACCCCAUCACGAACCUGAUGCCGAUCACACUUCUUUCAGCCCCAUUUUCUUCGAGAUGAACCCAUCUGUGACCAGUCCUUUACCAAUAAAUAACAUCUUCGGAACACCAGCGGUUGAAGACUAUGAAGAUUCCAUCGGUCUCGCCUUGCUGGAAGUCCCCCACAUCAACUAUAUUCUCAGCUUCUACUUCGCUCAUUCCCACACACUCUAUCCGAUCAUUCGAAAAAGCGAAUUUGAAUCUGUGCUUUGGAGAGUGUAUGCCGAUCCUUCGAAUCCACUUGCACAGUCAUCUUUAUGGCAAUUCAGAAUAUGGAUGGUCUUGGCAAUUGGUUCAACGACGUACUGCUCGGUUUCUCUAAUGGAUGAAACGGAGCCUGUGCGAUUCUUUAAUAAAGCUAUGACAUACUUCGAGGCAGCUAUGGAGUGUGGUGACUUGAUUCUUGUUGUGAGCUCACAAUACUUACUCAAAGCAGGCUGGCUUGGAGCUCUCGGGAGGCCCUUUGCCAUCCAAGAUGGUGAUAUCACCGUCGAGCCAUUCUCCGAUGCUGAAGAUGUCAAUAUAAAACCAGAAGGCAUCGUUUCCUCGUCUACAAUGGAGCCGUCCACAAUGGCAGUUCCCCUCCACAUCCUAGCCCUCCGACGAAUUGCCAGUGAUAUUGGAAGCCAAGUACAUUCCCCCAAAUACAGCCAAAAUAUGACAGCAGAACAACGCGAAGAAACAAUAAAAGCCAUUCACAAACGACUUCUCGAUUGGCGCCGGAGCAUGCCAUUCCCGCUACCCGACCUGCAAUCGAAAGUACCGCACCUAUGCACCAGCUGGUUCGAUCUCAACUAUUAUACCCACAUUAUAACAUUAUACCGCCCAUCGCCUCUCAGUCCGAACAUGGAACCAUUCAGGAUGAAAAUUCUCGCGGAAGCCUCAGCCAUGGCGAUUCGACAGGCAGCUAAUCUGCACCGCCAGCGCAGGUUUGCAUAUAAUUGGCUCAAUCUAGUUGUUAUUUUCAACUCUUCUCUUUCUCUUAUGUAUACCUCUAUUGCACAGAAAGAGGAUUUAUCUCUUGUUUUGGACCAGCCUAGGGCUGCUACUGAUCUAGAGCUUGCUGUGGAGAUAUUAGAGGCGUUUGGGAACAAGUUUCCUUCUGCGAAGAAGAUUCAAGGCAUGAUUCGUAAGGUUUCGACAAAGCUUGAAACUUAUGCUACUUCUUCUGAUAUUGAGUUUUAA
Penicillium taxi is the source of this 1683-nucleotide messenger RNA. Its product is annotated as fungal specific transcription factor domain-containing protein. Gene Ontology annotation, biological process: positive regulation of transcription by RNA polymerase II. The transcript has 5 exons. NCBI's taxonomy places the organism in Eukaryota, Fungi, Ascomycota, Eurotiomycetes, Eurotiales, Aspergillaceae. The record is from RefSeq and is a predicted model, not a curated record. Gene Ontology annotation, molecular function: DNA-binding transcription factor activity, RNA polymerase II-specific; sequence-specific DNA binding. The coding region runs from base 1 to 1683 and encodes 560 amino acids.